AUGUAUUUCUCAACAUAUAAAUCUCCUGAAUCUGUGCCCAAUUCAAAUAUUCUUGUACUUUUUAUUGAUGCUAAUGAUCCGGAUACAGAAGAACCUUUAAAUGUUAUUUUUGAAGAAUCGUUAAAAUUGGCAGAAAGUGGAGGAAACAAUAUUCAUUGGUUUAGAACAAAUCCAAGUUUAAAACUUCCAGAAUUAAUUGGAGGCAUUCCACGGUCAAAUAAUCUUUCAAUGAUUCACUUGCAUUACGGUAGGUAUUUAAUGAAAAAAUGA
This is a messenger RNA of Meloidogyne enterolobii, 270 nucleotides long. The record is from the annotation of a GenBank genome assembly. NCBI's taxonomy places the organism in Eukaryota, Metazoa, Nematoda, Chromadorea, Rhabditida, Meloidogynidae.